Colletotrichum graminicola M1.001 is the source of this 810-nucleotide messenger RNA. RefSeq names its product short chain dehydrogenase. The transcript has 6 exons. Gene Ontology annotation, cellular component: cytosol. The record is from RefSeq and is a predicted model, not a curated record. The coding region runs from base 1 to 810 and encodes 269 amino acids. Lineage: Eukaryota; Fungi; Ascomycota; Sordariomycetes; Glomerellales; Glomerellaceae. Gene Ontology annotation, molecular function: oxidoreductase activity.
AUGUCUGCUGCCACGAAGCGCCUCGAGGGCAAGACUGUGCUCAUCACUGGUGCCUCGAGCGGAAUCGGAAAGAGCACAGCCUUUGAAUAUGCACGAACGGCUCCCAACAACCUCAAGCUCGUCCUGACGGCCCGUCGGAUUGAUACCCUCAAGCAGGUUGCCGCCGACAUCCAGAAGGAGGUCGGCAACGGCGUUAAGGUUCACCCCGUCAAGCUGGAUGUCAGCAACCCUGAGGAGGUCCGUCAGCUCGUGCCUAACCUACCCGAGGAGUUCCGUGACAUUCACAUCCUGGUCAAUAAUGCGGGCCUUGUCAAGGGAGUCGCCAAGGCACCUGAGAUCGCCGAGGAGGAUAUCAACGUCAUGUUCGCUACCAACGUCACUGGGCUUAUCAACGUGACGCAAGCCGUUCUCCCCAUUUUCAAGGCACGCCCCAAUGGCGGUUCAGGAGACAUAAUCAAUAUUGGUUCUAUUGCGGGCCGUGAGCCUUACCCUGGAGGUUCCAUCUAUUGCGCAACCAAGGCCGCAGUGCGCAGUUUUACCGAUAGCCUGAGAAAAGAGCUCAUCUCGACGCGUAUCCGCGUCAUUGGCAUUGACCCCGGUCAGGUUGAAACGGAAUUCUCUGUGGUACGCUUUUACGGCGACAAGUCCAAGGCCGACGCUGUCUACGCCGGCUGUGAGCCCCUCACCCCAGAAGACAUUGCCGAGGUCAUUGUCUUCACGAGCACUCGCAGAGAGAAUGUAGUGGUUGCCGACACCCUCAUUUUCCCUAGCCACCAGGGUGCUGCUGGUCUUAUCCACCGUAAAUCUUGA